Messenger RNA from Leishmania mexicana MHOM/GT/2001/U1103, 2451 nucleotides. Its product is annotated as phosphoglycan beta 1,3 galactosyltransferase 6. Bases 1 to 2451 code for a protein of 816 amino acids. NCBI's taxonomy places the organism in Eukaryota, Euglenozoa, Kinetoplastea, Trypanosomatida, Trypanosomatidae. Gene Ontology annotation, cellular component: membrane. The record is from RefSeq and is a predicted model, not a curated record. The transcript has a single exon. Gene Ontology annotation, molecular function: hexosyltransferase activity.
AUGCAAGAGGAGAACAGCGUGCCAGCGGCGUUGGCUCCCAGGGACACGGACCGCCUCGACCCUCUUCAGCUGCUCUCCUCCUCUCAGAGGCACUGCGGGCUGAGCAGCGCUGCGGAGAGCGGACAAGGGUGUCACUCGCGCUCACGCGGCAAGCUGGAGGUGGAUUCGACUCGAACACCGAGCGGUGAUGAGAGGAGCACUGGAUCAUUGUCGAAAAGGGAUGACUUGUCGAAUGGGGCCGCAAAGAACCCCCCGCUCAGGUUUAGCGGGCAUCCUCGCCAAUUAACUGCACAAGGUCUUCAUUCACACACUCAACACCGUCGUUUGGUGGCACUAGCCGUCUCACUUGUCUUCAUAGUCAUGGUUCACUGGUCCAUCAGCGAAUUCACGACCAAUGUCGGCUCACAACAGAAAGCGUCGAUGCGGUUGUCGAAGGAGGAGGCCCGUCUAUCUCAGUUUCCAUCGCCGUUUUCGGUCGUGGUGCGGCACGAGAGUGCGAUGACGCGGUUGACGACCAAACAGCGUGGUCUCGCUGCCGCUAGGGCUGACUCUCUGGUGCGGCUGGACCGUGAUCAGCUGCCGUCGUGGACGCUGCGCGUGAUCGACGAGAACUGCGCAAUGUGCUUCGACAGUGUCACGUACGCUUCCGCGGCCGCUGCGGAUCCGGAGACAUCGACUGACGAGACGGGAAAUCAGAGGCGGGAAAGGCUUUCCGUGUUCGCGACUGCAUCUGCACCGCUGGGCCUCAUGGGGCCGAUGCUGUUUGCGAUGGCGAGCGUGACGGACGACGUGGAUGUUGCAGCGGAACUGCCGCUGUGGCAAUGGGUGACCCGGUCGUACGCACAGCAGCGCCGCUUCGUCCACGCGUCGCAGUGGAGGAGCACAGGUGAGCGACCGCGACACUUGAUCGUGAUGGGCAUACCUUCAACGGACCAGCCGAUGCGCUACCCGCUUCGGGACGCGCAGCGCGCAACGUGGUUGACGUACCGAGAGGUUGCGCGCACCGAGAACAAUUUUACGGGCGCGCUGCUGCAGCUCUACGUGUUUGCUGCUGCGGAGCGUCCUUCUGAGGACGCAACGCAUUCGACCGUGGACAUGGUGCAGCUGGCCCCAACAGUGAGCGAGUACGCUGCCGCGACUGCACAGCGCCGGGCUGUAGAGAGUGGGGACGUCAACAAUGCCCCCACGUACGUGCAGCGUCGCGUGGUGCUGCGUGAUGGGUGGCGCGGCAUCCCAAGAAGCGAUGACGCGGCGUGGAAGUCACCCUGCGCUGGUGUACGGUCCUCCGUGGUGACUACAUCACGUCGUGUGGACGGGACUUCGUCACUCGCGACUCUUUCAGCCCAGUUGUCGCUGCCCGUGACACCUGCCUUCACAGCAGCGGCGCAGUAUGUGUGCCACGUGUCUGCUGCACUGUGGCAGGAGGCGCUGCACUAUCGCAACUCGCUAUGGCUGGACUUUUUGACGGACCGCAAGCCGACCACGAAAAAGAAAAUGGGUAUGCGGAUUUCGUGGGGUAUCCCGACAGAGGUAGGCAUGUCUCAAAAGGUCGUCAUAUGGCUGAACUACGCGUACGCUGCGUUCCCAGACGUGCCGUACAUCAUGAAGGGCGAUGACGACAUGUACCUGAAGGUGCCACAGUACUUGAGCGACCUGCGGCAUGUGCGCGGUGGGUGGCGGAAACCGCGCAACUUGACGGCGACCAUUCCAUACAAUGGGGUUAUCCCACCGACGCUGGGCAUCGACGACACGGAGGAAUGCCUGUAUCGGGUGUGGUGGUGGUUCGACAAUCACAAGGUUGUAUUUGGCCACGGUCCUGGCUAUGCACUAGACCGUCGUCUCAUCAAGGCUGCACUGAACCCAUUCGAUGUCCCCAACCAACGUUUGCUGAUGCUAUUAACGAUGCCGUACACCGUCAGUUAUCACAGCCAUUAUGUCAGUUUGCUCAUGCAGUACGAGGACCUUUUUGUCGGACGGCAAUUGCAAAAACAUGCUGCUAGGGUGAAAGAAGUGUGCAUGAAGCGUCCACUGCGCUACGUAUCGGACAAAGAGCCACGGUCGCUGCAGGUGCUCCGACCCGCGUCCUCCAAACAGACCUGGAUAUGGAGCUCGGUACUGAUGCACUAUUCUAUGCCGGCGAUUCCUUACUUCAUCCACUACUACUUCAAGAACGAGUUCAAGGUCGCCAAGGCGGCUGAAUGGGCGCUUAAGCAGGGCAUCAGCGUCAGCGCCAUCGAAGCGAAUGCUACACAGAAAAUGAAGGAAUGGGUGGCGUCACAAGUGCCGACGACGCUGGCGGGCAUUGCAAGGGUGCGGAAGGUAAGAUGGGUGCGCGGAGACCCACGCACGGCAUAUGUUGUAGCUGAGGGCGAUGCUGUUGCGGUGUAUGAUAUUCCGUACAGACGUCGCACCACCACACUUGUCGAAUUUGCCAUCGAGUCUGGAAAGUAG